GAUAGCAGUAUCGGUAUAGUUGGAACUAUCGCGCCGACCGAGAAAAUAUCUUACCGUGGUAAACUUACCUAAAAUACUCAUUAUCUUACCGCUGUAAAUAUACCAACCAACGUUUUGAAACUACCAGUUGGAAAGUUGUGAACCAUGGACUUGCUGCAGCUGAACGACGACUGUUGGGAUAUUAUAUUUGGCUAUUUGAGUUUAGAGGAGCUAGCUCCGCUCUACAAUGAAAUUCCAUGUUUUGAUGGCGCCAUCGAGAGGCAACUCCAUCGGUUCCGGGACUUGAGGUUCUGCAUGAGGCAGGCGCCUGCUUUCCAGGAGGACUUCCUCAUUAAGCUGGGUGGCCAGCUGAACAGUCUGCACAUCAAUGUGGGCUACUCCACCAAGGACGCGGAUCUCCUCCGGUACCUGAAGCCACUGUGCCAAGGGGCCUCUGGGAGCCGCAGGAUUAAGGCUCUGAAGCUGGACCAUGCCAAGUGGUCGGGGGAGAUAGUGGCAACCGUGGCCCAGGUGCUCCCAUCGCUGUUGUUUCUGGACAUGCGUCACUGCGAUGUGCGAGAUUACCAGAUAGCACAGCUCUUGGAAUCGGCAGAUAAGCUGAAGGCACUCGCUCUACUCCACGUCGACAAUCAGACGGGUGAUUCCUAUCUGCAGCCCCAAGUACUCAACAGAUUGCCAUCUCUGAAGCUCAUCCACCUAACCACCCUGGGUUCCAUGGCCUUUUCCCCCGAGAAUCUGACCCGGCAGUGCCCCAACCUGAGCUUCCUCAUCAGCGACCUGAUCAAAGGAGAUUUCAAGAUAUAUGGCCCGCCUGCCUACAUCCAGAACUACUACAGAUGCUAUAACGAGUUUUUUUAAGACCGCCUAAGUUUAUUCGGAGCUUCUGGAUAAGAUCUCAGUGGAAUAGGAUUUUAUGUUUGAACUUGAAUGGAAUUGUUUUUUUUUUGUAAAUAUGUUUGCCUUUUACCAUGCAAGAGACUUCACAUGCAUUUAAAGCAUACACUUAACGAAUCUUACAGCCGAAAGCUCUGCUUUUCUACAUAAUUAAAUUCCUCGUUUCCCCAUUUUCAGUUAAUAAACUAAAUAGGAGGAAA
Messenger RNA from Drosophila yakuba, 1094 nucleotides. RefSeq lists its product as uncharacterized. Lineage: Eukaryota; Metazoa; Arthropoda; Insecta; Diptera; Drosophilidae. Bases 145 to 858 code for a protein of 237 amino acids. The transcript is spliced from 2 exons. The record is from RefSeq and is a predicted model, not a curated record.